Microdochium trichocladiopsis is the source of this 2256-nucleotide messenger RNA. Its product is annotated as Mis6-domain-containing protein. The transcript is spliced from 8 exons. Gene Ontology annotation, cellular component: cytosol; kinetochore; nuclear body. The record is from RefSeq and is a predicted model, not a curated record. Bases 1 to 2256 code for a protein of 751 amino acids. Lineage: Eukaryota; Fungi; Ascomycota; Sordariomycetes; Xylariales; Microdochiaceae.
AUGGCACCGCGAGGCACGGCUUCGCCGCUUCCCCACGGCGACUCGGACCCGGCCGCUCGCCGGCACAUCGAAGCCAUUGCCAAAGCAUCAAAAGUGCUCCCGAGAAAUCGAACAGAGGAGGUCAAGCCCUCCGUCGAGAAACUCAACACUCGAAACUACGAGCGGGGCGUGCUUCCUGGUGACCUGGAUGACUUGAUUGAUGUCCUCACCACCCCCAACUUCCUCGACCAGGCCAGCCUGAACAGCAUCCUCAGGUCCCUCUACCCAGCCUCAACCGUGUCGGGCGAUGUCCUCGUCAAGGUGGUUGGCGCUCUCGGGCACGGGAAGCGCAAGCCAUCCCUCGCCAUACAGGGUGCCCUUCUGAGGUGGCUCAUCAUGAUACACCAUGUCAUCGAUAACUCCGGAGUCUUGUCACAGUCAUACAGCCUUCUCUUCAACCUCCUCGACACCGCGGCCAUCCGCACACAUAUUUGCCAUAUUCUUGCACUCAUCACUCGUCGGAGGCAUGUUCGGCCCCAUCGCAUCCAGUCGUUACUCUCCCUGGCGAGACAAACAGGCAACGAUCAAGCUCUGACCGGACUCUUGCGCGUCUACAAGAACUACUACCCCGAGAUUGUGGUUGGCGAGGCCGUUCGCGGAAAGGCAUCGACAUUCGCACAUCCGGACCCGCAGUGGCGAGACCGGCUUGCAGAAAUCCAACAGGCGCACGCCGAGCGGACACGGCUGAGAUCAGAGCAACCACUGUCGGCCUACCAGGUGUCCCGCAACAACGGGAAGUUGAUCGUCCCCGAGGUGCACUCGUCACGUGCGACCGAGAACUCUGUCACGCUUGAGGAGAUUGAGAGCGCAGACGGGCUCGUAGACAAGCUCGACAGGCUCGAGUUUCCUGACCAGCUGAUAGCUGUGCUGGGUGACCCUCUGCUGCAGAAGCUCUUCCUCCUGAAGCCCGAUGCCGAAGCUACGACGCGAGCGAGUUUAUGGCUCGCCUCUUACGCGGAAGAUGUGCUCAGAGGCGAAGCGAACAGUGGCAUAUUCCAGAUCGUACAGUCCUAUCUGGCUGCUACAAAGGUCAUGCCGCCAGUCAUACUGGCGUUCUUGAGUGACUAUCUGCACAUCUGGGAUGGUCACGAGGACAGGGCGGAAAUCCUCGACAUUUUGACGUAUCUGCCGAUGCUCGACUUCCAGGACCUUCUCUCGGCCGUCUUCCAGCCGCUUGAGGCUCGGAUACUAGAUGGCACGGUCGGCAGGCAGAUCGACCUUCUCAACUACUACGGCGCCCUGUUCCGUCGCUGGCGCAUCGCGCUGACGCUCAACACCCAGCAGAGCAACACGGAGCCGCAGAAGGCCGCCGCACUGAUCGAGGCGAUGGAGCGCCGGACGGGCAUGCUGGCCCUGGCCGUCCUCCAGGCCGCGGCGGCGUCGUCAUCGUCAUCGGCCGCUGCCCUGUCAUCGAGGCCCUCGGACUCGGCGACGAGAGCAGCAGACGCUGUCCUGAACUUCUACGAGGAGACCGCCUCGCUGGCAGUCGCAGCCAACAGCCCUGAGCAGCAGCAGCCGCCGGCCAACUCCCCCCUGCCGUUCCUGCGGAUCGUCAUCCCUCCAAAGCCGGUCGUCUACCUCCUGGCCUUCCUCCCCUGCCCGUCCGUGCUGUCCCGCAUAUGCGGCGUCCUAGCACAGUACAAGACGGCAUUUUCCCACGCGCAGCAGCAGCGCAAGCUCAAACCCGGCAGUAGCAGCAAAGCAUCCGCGGCGCAGCAGCAGCAGCAGUACCCGUCCGCGUACGUGGACGAGUUCAACGGCUUCCUGAUGGACAUGUGCAACCUGAUCUGGCGGUCGCGCGCGUUCGGCACCGCCGACGCCAACGCGCACGGGUGCCUGCUCGAUGCGGGCGUCGGCGCCGCGCUUGCGGGGUACAUCCGGGAUGUGAACAACGACGACCAACAGCAGCAGCAGCUCGCCCUCACCGCGCUCUACUCGUUCUCGUACUCGCCGGUGCUGGGCGGGUUCGCAGCCUCGAGAGUCGCGGAACUCGAGGACCAGGAGGCAGGCGAGGAAGUGAUGGACGACGAGGCCAGGCACGCGGGGCCCGUGACCAAGGCCAGCCUGAGGGGCCUGGCGGGUCGCGGGGGCAUGAACAUCUCGUGGGAGGACUUCCGGGUCGAGGUCUUGGAGGAUCUGACCGAGGCCAAGGGGAUGGGAGGGAUUGCGGAGUUGUUGUACAGCACCAUGACGACCCUGGCGGGGAAGCGGCCAUGA